CCCGCGGGGGGCUCUGCCCGCGUGGCGCCUGUGCGCGUGGGGGCGCGGGGCACGUGCGCGUGUGCGCGUGGGGCGCGGGGUGUGUGUGCCCGCGCCGUGCCCCCCGCGUGCUACCGGGCGUGAGUCACCGCGGGGCUCGCCUUUAUAACUGCCGCCAGGCUCGCGGCUCGGCAGAGCAGCCCGGCCACGCGUCCCCAACGUCCCCGAUCGCGUGCCCCAACCGCCACCGUGUCCCCGGGGCGCCAUGGGGGCCCCGCGCUGUGCCCCGCUACUGCUACUCCUGCUGCUGCCGCUGCUGCUCACGCCGCCCGCCGGGGAUGCCGCGGUCAUCACCGGGGCUUGCGACAAGGACUCCCAGUGUGGAGGAGGCAUGUGCUGUGCUGUCAGUAUCUGGGUGAAGAGCAUACGGAUCUGCACACCUAUGGGCCAAGUGGGAGACAGCUGCCACCCCCUGACUCGGAAAGUUAGUAUCUGCGCUGGGACUUCUGGUAUACCUGCCUGCUGAGCAAGGCCUGUAUGAUGGAAGACUCGGGUAGUUUGCUUGACAUUGGAAGUCAGAGGACAAAACGGGGAGGCGGGGGAGAGCACUGUUUCUCUCUUCUCUUCCCUUCCAUCCCAAUCACCGUUUCUAUACCAUCGCUCGCCUGACAUUCAAAAUAACCCAUCAGCAUAAUUCCUAACAUGUCAAUGUACUUAGGUUUAAAACAGGCAAAGUAGAUAGUUUACUGGAACAGGCUUUGUAAAAUCAAAGUAAAGAGUUCUUGAAAAGACUCCAUACUUGACCAACUGAUGGAGGAGUCAGUUAGCUUUGUGGGUUUUGUUUGUUGCGUUUUAUUUUCAGACAAUCGCCAAUAACUAACUCACUUACUCUUGUAUCUUAAAUGUUCUAUUUUGUUGGGUUUUGUUUGUUUGUUUGUUUUUGAGACAGCUUCUUGUGUAGUCUAGGUUGGCCUUGAGCUUCUGAUUCUUCUUUCUCCCCCAAAGUGCGGAGCUUAUAGGUGUGUAGCACAGUGCCCAGCUAAAGUUUGGUAUUCUAGACCUGUGAGAUAUGAUUUUCAUAACUUGGGAGAUUUGUGACAUUUAAUUUUCUAACACCAUUGCAGGACAGCUCAAUGUUAUGGUAACCUAAAGAAUUUUGGAAAGGUUAUGGACCCGGAAAGGCAAGGCCACAGGCCUCCGAGGGUCAGACAUGGCUUAGAGGCUGUGUUCCUGUGAACUGCAGAUUCUCCAACCAGAGGGCCAGUGCAUUUCUGUUACAUCAGGAGGUAGAUAGAUGGAAGGUGAUCAGACAGUGUGUAGAACUGUGUCACUGUCCUUCACAUGGAAAAAAAAAUAUAUCAACACAGUGUAGUGUCAGGCAAGUGGCAUCCCCUUCCUGCUAUCUCUCUUCUUCCUCAUUGUGCCCAUCAAGCAAAUUUGAUCCAGAGGCAAUGGUCCAGGGCAGGUGGCUUCCUGGAGAAGGACCCUAUACUCCUUUACAAAAGAUGUAGCGUAUUUUCAAAUCAAACAGAAUUCUACUGCUUUCUUUUUUUCCCCAUAUGUCUUUGGGUUUGAAGCUAUGAUGGAUACAGCCAUCUUCCCUGUGAUUCCAGCUGUCCCAGAUAACACUCCGUAUUUUCACCCACUCAGAGUGGACACAAGGAGAUGAACUUGGGUAGCCUGUCGGGGAGGUGCACCUCAGUGUGGGGACCCCAGAGUUUGGUUGCUGUGCAGCCUGCCUGAAGGCUGUGUUCAUGGCCAGCUUGCCUGUGGUUGGUUGCCUUGUGAAAUGCUUCCUGCUGCAUUUGAGCCUCUUCCUGUGGUCUGACACAGUGCAAGAUUUCACUGUCAUUUUUUAAACAUGACACCCACCUUUUAUUCCUGGACAUUCUGAGAUACAGCGGGCGUUACCAUCAGUCACCUGUCUGAUCACCAGGCUUCUCAGGAGCAGGUGAGGCUGGCUCCGCUGCUUUGGGCACUGAAUCAGGUUUCUUCCUUACACCUAGUGAGUCUUCUCUUGUGCACUGAAGCCAUUGUCCCUAAGUAGCUUCCUGCUGCCUUAUUGCUCUGAGAAUCACGUAUAGAACAUACCUAAAAAAAUAAAAGGUGGCCUUUUGGUCUUCACAGUAUCUACUCUCAUGGGUCAGCUCGGAUGAGCCAUCCAGUCUGUAUACACUGUUGUGUAUGUCACCCUUACCCAGCAUCUCAUACCUUUACUGCACGUCUCGAUUUGCCGUGCACUCAAUACGACAUUAAGCCCAGAUGAGGUCACACACAGACAGUCUGUGAGACUAUACACAGCAACCUUUCCAUCUUCCUGACACCCCCCUUGCCUGUGUGGCCUGGAUUGCUCCAUUCCUCUACCCAAGUGAAAUCAGAUGUAGUCAUCUGAACAUUUUUUCCUGAACUGAAAGCCAAAUGGCAGAGACAAGAUGACCACCAGGGUAAGCACUAAAAGUACAGGUGUGUAAUUUGCGCCAUGUGUGUAUCCAUGUGUACAGGCUUCUUUGUUUGCCUAGGAAUGUCUGCCAUUGAUGUUGGCUGCCUUCCUCACUCGGUUUCCGGCGUUUUACAUAAGUGCUGAGGAUCUGAACCUGCCUAGCUUGACAAGCAGCGUACAGUCGCAGCCUUCUCCCCAGGUCCUUCCAUUUGUUUUGUUUUGUUUUUCAAAGACAGCAUUAGCAGGGUGACAGUGGCUCACGCCUUUAAUCCCAGUACUUGGGAGGCAGAGGCAGGAGGAUCUCUGAGUUCCAGGCCAACCUGGUCUACCAGGACAGCCAAG
Peromyscus californicus insignis is the source of this 2761-nucleotide messenger RNA. RefSeq names its product prokineticin 2 (gene Prok2). Lineage: Eukaryota; Metazoa; Chordata; Mammalia; Rodentia; Cricetidae. The transcript has 2 exons. The record is from RefSeq and is a predicted model, not a curated record. Bases 245 to 505 code for a protein of 86 amino acids.